This is a messenger RNA of Lottia gigantea (owl limpet), 483 nucleotides long. RefSeq lists its product as hypothetical. The annotation marks the transcript as partial. The record is from RefSeq and is a predicted model, not a curated record. Gene Ontology annotation, biological process: positive regulation of transcription by RNA polymerase II. Lineage: Eukaryota; Metazoa; Mollusca; Gastropoda; Lottiidae. Gene Ontology annotation, cellular component: cytoplasm; nucleus. The transcript is spliced from 3 exons. Gene Ontology annotation, molecular function: DNA-binding transcription activator activity, RNA polymerase II-specific; RNA polymerase II transcription regulatory region sequence-specific DNA binding.
GAAAACAAUGGAAAAGAGUUGUUGUCGGAUUUCAAACUUCGUAACAAAACUUGUUACUGGAACCCUGGAUUAAUUGAAAGCAUCGCCAGUUUGGAAUAUUUAGGUUUUGUGAAACCAAGUACUUUGUUAGUGGUUGGAAAAAAUUUGGAAAAUAUUCGUUCUGCUUGGGGCAGUCGUGUUUUGAAUGCCCCGGACGGGUUCGCUAUUGUCAGAAUAGGUGAUGUUAAUGGUAUUGAAAUGCAGGUGGUACCACAAACUAAAUCAGUGCCUCUCAUGGACGCUUUGUGUCAUAUUAUAAUGGAACUAAACAAUCAUAGAAUUGUAGCCACGCUGGACACAAUAAGGGAGAAAUUACAAUGUGCCUAUCAAGAUAUACAACUUCCUACAGAUAAACAGUUGUUUGAUACGCUUGGAAAUUUAAUACGUGAUAGAAAAGUUUUUCACACUGGUAGUGGGUAUUUUGUGGUAACACCAGAAACAUUU